Messenger RNA from Choloepus didactylus (southern two-toed sloth), 5916 nucleotides. RefSeq names its product T cell immune regulator 1, ATPase H+ transporting V0 subunit a3 (gene TCIRG1). Lineage: Eukaryota; Metazoa; Chordata; Mammalia; Pilosa; Megalonychidae. Gene Ontology annotation, molecular function: ATPase binding; proton-transporting ATPase activity, rotational mechanism. Gene Ontology annotation, biological process: proton transmembrane transport; vacuolar acidification. The record is from RefSeq and is a predicted model, not a curated record. Bases 59 to 2560 code for a protein of 833 amino acids. The transcript has 20 exons. Gene Ontology annotation, cellular component: vacuolar proton-transporting V-type ATPase, V0 domain; vacuolar proton-transporting V-type ATPase complex; plasma membrane.
GGCAGCGCGGAGCGGAGCAGCGCGGAGCGGGGCAGCGCCGCGCAGGCCUGCCGGGGACAUGGGUGCCAUGUUCCGGAGCGAGGAGGUGGUGCUGACCCAGCUCUUCCUGCCCACCUCCGCGGCUUACACCUGCGUGAGCCAGCUGGGCGAGCUGGGCCUCGUGGAGUUCAGAGACCUCAACGCGUCAGUGAGCGCCUUCCAGAGACGCUUUGUGGUGGAUGUCCGGCGCUGCGAGGAGCUAGAGAAGACCUUCACGUUCCUGCAGGAGGAGGUGCGGCGGGCUGGAUUGGCGCUGCCCCCGCCUGAGGGGAAGCUGCCGGCUCCCCCGCCCCGCGACCUGCUGCGCAUCCAGGAGGAGACGGACCGCCUGGCGCAGGAGCUGCGGGAUGUGUGUGGCAACCAGCAGGCCCUGCGGGCCCAGCUGCACCAGCUGCAGCUCCACGCGGCCGUGCUGGGCCAGGGCCACGGCCCCCCGCUCGCGGCCACCCUGACGGACGGGCCCUCGGAGAGGACGCCCCUGCUGCAGGCCCCCGGGGGGCCACACCAGGACCUGAGGGUCAACUUUGUGGCAGGUGCUGUGGAGCCCCCCAAGGCCGCCGCCCUGGAGCGCCUGCUCUGGAGGGCCUGCCGGGGCUUCCUCAUCGCCAGCUUCCUGGAGACCGAGCAGCAGCUGGAGGACCCCACGACGGGUGAGCCCACCACGUGGAUGACCUUCCUCAUUUCCUACUGGGGCGAGCAGAUCGGGCAGAAGAUCCGCAAGAUCACUGACUGCUUCCACUGCCACGUCUUCCCGUUCCCGGAGCCGGAGGAGGCCCGCCGCGGGGUCCUGCAGCAGCUGCAGCAGCAGGCCCAGGAGCUGCGGGAGGUGCUGGGGGAGACCGAGCGCUUCCUGGGCCAGGUGCUGGGCCGGGUGCAGCGGCUGCUGCCGCCCUGGCAGGUGCAGGUCCGCAAGAUGAAGGCCGUGUACCUGGCCCUCAACCAGUGCAGCGUGAGCGCCACCCACAAGUGCCUGGUCGCCGAGGUCUGGUGCCCCACGCGCGACCUGCCCGCCCUGCAGCGGGCCCUGCAGGGCAGCUCGAGCGAGGCGGGCGUGAGCGCCGUGGCCCACUGCAUCCCCUGCCGGGACGAGCCCCCAACCCUCAUCCGCACCAACCGCUUCACCGCCAGCUUCCAGAGCAUCGUGGACGCCUAUGGCGUGGGCCGCUACCAGGAGGUCAACCCCGCGCCCUACACCAUUAUCACCUUCCCCUUCCUCUUCGCCGUCAUGUUUGGGGACGUGGGCCACGGGCUGCUCAUGUUCCUCUUCGCCCUGGCCAUGGUGCUGGCCGAGAACCGGCCGUCCGUGAAGGCCUCGCAGAACGAGAUCUGGCGGACCUUCUUCGGGGGCCGCUACCUGCUGCUGCUCAUGGGCCUGUUCUCCAUCUACACGGGCUUCGUCUACAACGAGUGCUUCAGCCGCGCCACCGCCAUCUUCCACUCGGGCUGGAGCGUGGCCGCCAUGGCCAACCGGUCCGGCUGGAGCGAUGCCUUCCUGGCCCAGCACCCGCUGCUCGCCCUGGACCCCAAUGUCACCGGCGUCUUCCUCGGACCCUACCCCUUCGGCAUCGACCCGAUCUGGAGCCUGGCCACCAACCACCUGAGCUUCCUCAACUCCUUCAAGAUGAAGAUGUCCAUCAUCCUGGGGGUCGUCCACAUGGCCUUUGGGGUGGUCCUCGGAGUCUUCAACCACGUGCACUUCGGCCAGUGGCACCGGCUGCCGCUGGAGUUCCUGCCCGAGCUGACCUUCCUGCUGGGGCUCUUCGGCUACCUCGUCUUCAUGGUGGGCUACAAGUGGCUGCGCUUCUCGGCCGCCGGCGCCGCCUCGGCCCCCAGCAUCCUCAUCCACUUCAUCAACAUGUUCCUCUUCUCACGCAGCACCUCCAACCGGCCACUCUACGCUGGGCAGGAAGUGGUGCAGCCCACACUGGUGAUCCUCGCCUUGGCCAUGGUGCCCAUCCUCCUGCUCGGCACGCCCUUGUACCUGCGCCAGCAGCACCACCGCCGCCUCCGGCAGAGGGGGCCCGCUGGCCGAGCACCGGUUGGGGACAAGGCUGGGCUUCUGGACUCACAGGAGGCCAGUGCCUCAGUGAACAGCUGGGGCUCCGAUGAGGAGAAGGUGUCCCCGCGGCCGGCCGAGGAGGCCGAGUUUGCCUUCUCCGAGGUGUUCAUGCACCAGGCCAUCCACACCAUCGAGUUCUGCCUGGGCUGCAUCUCCAACACGGCCUCCUACCUGCGCCUCUGGGCCCUGAGCCUGGCCCAUGCCCAGCUGUCCGAGGUCCUCUGGGCCAUGGUGAUGCGCGUGGGCCUGCGCCUGGGCCAUAAGAUGGGUGUGGCGGCCCUGGUGCUGGUGCCUGUCUUUGCCGCCUUCGCCGUGAUGACCGUGGCCAUCCUGCUGGUGAUGGAGGGGCUCUCGGCCUUCCUGCACGCCCUGCGGCUGCACUGGGUGGAGUUCCAGAACAAGUUCUACUCGGGCACUGGCUACAAGCUGAGUCCCUUCACCUUCACCGUGGAAGACGACUAGCACCUGGCUGUGGGCAGUGCCCACGAACCCUGCUUUUACCUCCCGAGGCUUGAGAAAAGAAAUAAAUAAAGGGAGAAGUCCGGGGCCUGCAUUCUGGCCUUGUCCAGAACCCAGUGAGCUGGGGAGGGCUGGGUGGCAGGACCAGGAGAAGCCGGGCACCCGGGAUGGCAGGGCUCUGGGCAGGGCAGCUCCCUGCCCCACUCUGAGCCUCUGGAUUUCACGCCUGGACCCGGUACCCACCCCUGAGCUCAUCUUCCACGUACUCUCCUUUCCACCCACGGCUGCUCUGAGGCUGUGAGGAAGGAGAAGCACUGGUCAGGAUCUGGGGCCUCUGAGAAGUCGGGGAGCACUCGGGAGCACGGCUGCAGUGAUCCCAGACUAGGGGCAUAGGUGGGCAGAGCCAGGACCCAGGGGAGUGAGUGCCCCUUCCUUGGGAGAGUGCAGACAGGCUGUGGAAUGUUUGGGGUGCUCUGGGUGAGGAGGGUGUGUGCCUGUCACCCACCCAGCCAAGGUUUCCAUGCCCACACCCUCGUGCUGGCCCCAGGGCCCAGAGUGCUGGGAAGCAGAGCAGACCCCUGCCCCCCCGCCAAGCAGUCCACUCCCCCCGCCGAGGGCAUCACACACCAAAGGCCACACGCCUGCAUGGAGAAGGGUAGUUGUCCGGGGUCCCCACAGGUUAGAGCCAGCCACCAGCCCGUUUCCAGGCCGCCCUAGGCCAUGCCCCUCCCAUCCCUUCCCAGGUGGCCAGUCGUGCGCCCCAAGGCCAUCCUUUGGUGGGAGUGGGACUAGACGCUGGCAUCCUGUGGUUUUCUCUGGCCUGGGUUCCCUCCCCAGCCGGGAGGCCCUGCUUCCUCCUGCCAAACUGCUGCAGAGGCUCUUCUGGCUGGAGGCCCUGGGAUAAAGGCUGCCAUGUGGCCGCCUUGCUGUGGCUCCCCUGGGGCCAGGUGCCAGGAGGAGCCUGUCCCUCGGGUCCUGGCCUGCUGCUCGGAGCCCCUGGUGCUGGUGGUGGGGACCCCAGUGGUCCAGCAGCAAUUCCCUUUGCCUGGUGGACUUGGCCGGGAGACUCCUGCAGAAACAGGUUAACGGCCUGGCUGGAAGCAGAGUGGAGGGCCCAGUAGGCUCAGCCCACAUGGGAGGGCUGCAGCUGGAAGAGGGACAGGCUUCGAUUAGAACUGAAGCCUCCCACCCAAGGGGCAGAGCUGGGCAGAGCUUGGGAGGGGCUGUGUGGACCCAUGGGGUGUGGUGAGCAAGAGACAUGAGCUGGCCCUGCUCAGGUGCUCAGCGCUGGUGUGGGAAGGCAGGCGUGGGAUCCCAGGUCCAAAGCUCGUGGGGGCCUGGCGGCACUGGCUGAAGACUGGAUGCCAUGGGAACACGAUGUACAGAGGAUGGUGGGCAGGUGCAGGAGGGGUCACCUGGCCCAAUGACUAGCCCAGGGCUGACCCCUGCACACAGGGGCCAUCUGGUCACCUCAGAGCCACCCAGGACCAGUGGGGAGGAUGGAGCUUCCAGGACCUCCCCUCAGGGGACACCCCACAUAGGAACUAAGGACAGGCUGGGCCCAGCUCACCCGAACUUGCGGCUAGCAUAGGAGGCAAACAAGCAAAGGCCCCGGGACAAGCUGAGCUGCAGGGGCCAGUGAUGGCUGGGUCAGCAGGGCCUGAGGAGGUGCCUUUUUGAGCUGACAUUGGAACCACGCAAGGAAGCCAGUCAUGUUAAGGAGCUACUAGGAAGCAUUUUAGCUGAGAGAAUGGUUUGUAACUUGGUAGAUCUAGGAAAAAGGCCCCGGGACAGUUGGGGGCAGAUGGAUGAGGCAGGGUGGGGUCUGUGGGCUCCAGGACCUGGGGGCACGGGCAGAGGUCAGGUCUGUCAUCCAAGUGGGAGGCUCCUGGAGAUCUGAGGCAGGAGCGUGAUCCAGGUUCAACAGUGAAUGUCUGUGAGGGGACAGUGAAGGUCCUCCCUCUUGCCCUGACUCCAGCCAUCUCGGUUCCUCCCCAGACACAACCACAGUCCCUAACUUCUUCUGCAUCCUUCCCAAGGCAGGGGGAGGAGUCGGGUUAUGUCUGGGGCAGUCACAGGCCGUCCUGGGGUUGGGGUGACGGCUGAGAGCCCUUUGGGGCCCAGCGUGAGGAGGGCCUGCUGAGGUCAGACCCCAGGCCCCCCAGCAUUCAGGGGUCAGGCUGCAGGAAGGGGCACCAGGGAGGAUGGAGGGAAACCAGGAGUGUGGGGUUUCAAGGAGGCCCAGCUGCAGCCCUCAUGGGCAGGCUGAGCGGAGGCGCUGGGCAGAUGGGUGCAGGGCCUCCCACGGGUGUGUGAUGGUGGUAGGAGUCCCCUGAGAUUUAGGACAUAUCCAAAGGUGACAGAUGAGGUUAGGUUAAUUUUAUUUUUUAUAUAGUACAAUCUCUCUGGUAGCAGACAUGUAUGCACCAAAAAAAAGUUCAGAGUAAAAAAAACAAAAACCUAAGAACUUAUUAACAAAGGGCAUUUAAUGUAUAUGGAUUUCACAGCUAUAUCCUAUCCACGUCUCCACAUUUCACAUAAUACAGGCUGCCGUGUCCCACGAGAACAAGCACAUCUGGGGCGGGUCAGGGAGAAGCCAAGGUCCAGUGCCCCCCACCCCCCACCCCAGCUCGGCCCCAGGGGCCAGAGGAGGCAAGAAACUUCCAGGGGGCUCUGGGCAAAUCCACGUCCUUGGGAAACCAGCCCAUGCCAUGGAAUCCCGAGCUCCAUCCAGGCUGAGUGGAGGUGGAGGAGAAAAAGGCUACAGCAAGCUAGACAAAGCGGCCUGUUCACGCCUGGGGGCAGGGGAAGGGAGCUGAGGGGUGUGCGCCCACAGGCCCCUUGCCCAGCCCCAGCCCUCUGUGGGCCCCGGCAUCACGGUGUGCCCCGAAGACGGGGCUAAUACAGCACAUUUGGUUAGGAGGAGGGCGUGGCGAAGGUUUAUAUCCAGUUAAAGGGAAACUCCUCUGCAGAACAACAGAAGUACAACAGGACAGAGGAGCUACGGCCACCGCACGUGGCUGGGGACUCUGCCUGCUGCCCCGGCCACCGGGACCCAGGGGGUGGGAGAGCAGCUUCCCGGGACGACUCAGGUUAAGGCCUUGGGGCAACUUCACAGUAUGUCUCUGCUCACCCUCUGUCCUCGAGGAGUGAGUAGUGUCUGCCACACAUCGUCACCUACGAAGAGCCUGGUCACAAUGUUCGCGGCACAUUAACUCAAUCUUUAAAAACCAACAUUAAUCCCCAAAAGGUACCCACAGUAACACUGUUUACUCCUGUUUGCCAAAUCUGAGUGAAAUUCAGCUUUGAGCCCCCGAUAUAAAAUGCCUUCACUAGAUUAAAAGGAUUUUAAGAUAUUG